Molecule: messenger RNA, 2862 nt
Organism: Plasmodium reichenowi
Lineage: Eukaryota; Apicomplexa; Aconoidasida; Haemosporida; Plasmodiidae
Exons: 1
Coding region: 1-2862 (953 amino acids)
Source: RefSeq, a predicted model, not a curated record
AUGAUAAAGAACGAAUUAGAUUACCUAAAAUAUAUCAUCUGUGAUAUGUUUGGAUCUUGUUGUAGUGACAUCAUCGAGAUAAUUCUUCUUUAUGGUAAUAAACUCAGCAUAUAUGAGUUAAUAAAUUUAUCAUCUUACGAGUUUAAUGUUGUAAGAAAUGUUUUAUUAUGCUUACUUAUUCACAAUAUUGUGGAUGUAAAUAUAAUUUAUAGUAAAUCUAUUGAAUGUAAUCAUUUGUCUCCUGAGGAAACUAUAGGCGUGAUAAAUGUAGAUGAUAAUAAUAAAAUCUCUCAAGAUAAUCACAAUGAAAUGAAUCAACAUAGUAAUAAUAAAAUACCACAACAUAGUAAUAACAAAAUACCACAACAUAGUGAUAACAAAAUCAAGUACCUUUUUAAGGAUGGUAUAAAAAAAAAAAAUAUAAUUUCACACCAUAAACAUAAUGAAGAAAUAAAAACCAUUCCAGAUAUACAAAAUGAAGAAAUGCAAUCAUUCAAUUUUUUGUGUAAUAGUAAAAAUUAUGAGUAUAUGAAAAGAUGUAAAUGCGAUUCAUGCAUUUGUAAAAUUAGAAGAGUAGAAUAUUUUGUUAUCAUAAAAAAUAUAUAUGUCCUUGUAAGAUACCCUUCCAUACUUUAUUAUAUACACCCUACUUGUAUAAUCAAAGACAAGAAAAGUAUAACAUCUUUAAAUAAUUUUUCUACCACUUCUUCUGAUUUACAACUUGAUAUGAAUACCUACAAUUUUUUUAAUACUGAAAUGAUUGAUGAAUUUGAAGAUUUAAUAAAUUGGUAUGAUGACAAAAAUGGCGACAUAAUGAAAAAUAAUAAUAAUAAUAAUAAUAAUCAUAAUAAUAAUACUUAUAAUGAUGAUUAUUUACACAAUAGGAACCAAAUCCAAGAUGAUACGUUUUUUCGUAAUUCCAAUGGCCUUGUCGAAAAAAAUGAAACUCUCAACUUUAUUAAAAAAAUUAUUCUUAUAAGAAUUAUAAAAAAUGGGAGAAUGACCAUAAAUAAAUGUAUAGAAAAUUUAAACAAUGAUGACUAUGCUGAAGUUUGUAAAAAAGAUGUUCCUGAGUUAAAUAAAAAUUAUUUGAGAUUCUUAUUUUUAGAAUUAUUAAAAAAAAAGUUCAUAAAGAAAUGUAAAUAUUUUAAUGAGCAUGAAUGUGAAAAUGAUAAACGCCAAAAAUAUGAUGUGAUGAAGAAUGAAGUAAGAAAAAAUGAUAAUUACAAAAAAAUGUAUACAAAUAAUUUGAAAGAUAAUUCUAAUGAUAUUCAUCUUGAGCAAAACGAUCCAAUAGACGAAACAUCAUUGUUAUUAUAUAAGCACACAAAUAAAAACAACAAUAAUAAUGAUAUUAUUAUUAAUAAAAACAACAAUAAUGAUGAUAUUAUUAUUAAUAAAAACAACAAUAAUAAUGAUAUUAUUAUUAAUAAAAACAACAAUAAUGAUGAUAUUAUUAAUAAUAAAAACAACAAUAAUCAUGAUAUUAUUAUUAAUAAAAACAACAAUAAUAAUGAUAUUAUUAUUAAUAAAAACAACAAUAAUAAUGAUAUUAUUAAUAAUAAUAACAUUUGUUGUAAUAAUAAUGUAACAAACUCGGAGAAGCCAAUACAUUACAACCCUUACAACGAUAUCUACCCAAAUGAUUAUCCACAUACAACCAAAAAGAAAUAUAACAAAAAUAUAAUAAAUAACAAAAAAAAAAAACAUACUACAAUAGACGAAAUUUAUGAUAAUACAGAUAUUUCAAAAAAUAAUUUGAAGAAAAGAAAAAUCGAUGAUGAUAUCAUAAUUACAGAACAAGAAAAUUAUAUGCCCAAUAAUAUUGAUGAACAACAGAAAAGAAGAGAAGUUAUAAAACAAUUACAUAAUGAGGAUAUUAAUAUAAAAAUGAAUAAAUCGAUAAAAACUUAUAACGAAUAUAAUAUAAAUGGAAUAUAUAAAAAUAAUCAUAAUGAUAAUUUAUUAAAACUUAUAGAUAAUAAGUAUACUUAUUUCCAAGUUGACAAUGAUACGUUGUCAAUUAUUUAUCUUAAACAAGAAUGUUUUAAUUUUAUUACUCAUUUUUUUAAUUUGAAUGAAGUAUCUAAAUGUAUAUUUUAUGUUUUAUUAACUAAUGUAAAAUUUUAUUAUUCGCAAGAACAAAAUGAUUAUAAAGACACAUGUUUAUUUUUGUCAUUUGAAUAUAUAGAGAAAUGUGUAAUAAGCAAAUUAAAAAGAAAUAAAAAUAUAUUUGUUGAUAAACAUAUGGUAUUACAAAAUUUAAAUGCAUUAAUAAAAUUACCUGAUCAAUUAAUACAAAUUAAAUGUAAUCAAGUUAUAACAUAUGCUGCAGAUUUUCAUAAUAUAAAAAAUAUUUAUAAAAAAAAAAUUAUCUCAAGUGUCCUAGAAAAUAUGACAGGUCUUGAAGCAUUAAGAAUUUGGAAAUAUCUACUAAUAAAUUCGGAAGAAAAAAUAAAUGAUGAACUUAUAAGUGAACAUGUUCUAAUACCUUUAAAUGAUGUUAGAAAAAAAUUAUAUCAUUUAUUAUAUCAUGGAUAUAUUAAAGCACAUGAAUAUAACAACUCAAAUAAUAAUAAAACAUAUAUAAAACAUUCAUUAUCCUUCUCUACAGAUUUUCAUUUUACUAGUUAUAAAGUUAAAGAAAAUCUAUUUACUAUAGCAAAAAAUAUUUAUAUUAGAAAGUUUCUAGAAAAUAAUGAAAUCAAUACAUUACACAACAAAUCGAAUAUUUGUAUUAACGAAACGCAAGAUCAUAAUAAAAAAAAAAAAAUUACAUUAACGUCAAAGGAAUAUGCAGUGGACUAUUUAGAAAUGGCUCUAAUAAACAUGGACAAGCUUAUAUUCAUAUUCUCAUCAUAA